CAUCAACUUUACGCCCUUUUUCUCAUCCCAAGCAAUCAAAACCAAUCUUAUAAUUAUAUCCUCCUCCAAAACCAACCUUCUUUCUGUGCCAAUUAAAAAUGAGUUCAAUAAUUGGAAACGAUGUAACACAAGUAAAACCAACAACAGAAGAAGAAGCGUCAUGUAUGGCAAUGUGUUUAGCUACAUGGUCAGUUCCAUCAAUGGUAUUCAAAACUGUACUUGAAUUGCACGUUAUUGAUAUCAUUUAUGCUGCUGGCCCUGAUGCUCAACUUUCUGCUGCUGAUAUUGUGGCCCAAUUACCCACUAAAAAUCCCAAUGCUGCCUCUAUGCUUGACCGUAUGCUACGCCUUUUGGCUAGCUUUACCAUCCUUACCUGCACUCACAAUGUUGGGCCUGAUGGUCGGGCUUUGAGGCUCUAUGGGCUUGGUCCCGUUUGUCAGUUCUUGGCUAAGAAUGAUGAUGAAGUUUCUUAUGCUGCCUUUGCCACGCUUAUGCAUGAUCAAGUUAUCAUGGAUACUUGGGUACAUUUGAAAGAUGCAGUUCUUGAAGGUGGUGUUCCAUUUAGGAAGAAUUAUGGUCAAUGUAUAUUUGAUUAUUUAGGAACAGAUUCCAGAUUUUAUAAAGUAUUUUAUGAUGGAAUGGACCAUCAUUCUACCAUUGUGAUGAAGAAAAUAAUGGAUAUUUAUCAAGGAUUUGAGGGUAUAAAUACUCUUGUUGAUGUUGGUGGUGCAACUGGUCUUACUCUUAGCAUGAUUAUUGCUAAAUACCCUUCUAUCAAGGCUAUUAACUUUGAUCUGCCUCAUAUCAUUAGAGAUGCCCCAACUUAUCCUGGUGUUGAGCAUGUUGCAGGGAACAUGUAUGAUAGUGUUCCCAAGGGUGAUGCUAUAUUUAUGAAGUGGACAUUUCAAUCAGGAACAGACGAACAAUGCGAAAAAUUGUUGAAAAAUUGCUAUGAAUCGUUACCAGAAGACGGGAAAGUAAUAAUAUGCGAGUAUGUCAUGCCUGAAACACCAGAAACAAGUUAUCAAGCUCAUACGGCUUUCAUUUGGGAUGCAAUUAUGCUCACAUUUCCUGAAGGUAAAUCAAGAACCAAACAAGAGUAUGAAGAAUUAGGCAAACAGGCUGGUUUUCACACUUUUCGUGUUGUUGGCUUUGCUUGCGAUACUUGGGUUAUGGAAUACCUCAAGAACUAACACUCAUCAAAAUUAUAUUGAAUUUGCAUUGCUUGCUUAAUUCACCUAUUCACUCAUAAUCUAUAUAUUAUGGAAUAAAUUAAUUAAGUAUGUAUCUUUUAGUAUUCAUAUCUUUGGAUUUAACAAAGUAUUUGUUAAACCUUGUGGAUGUAAUCUCUUUUAUUCCUAUCUAUUAUGCAUUUGAUUUGUUUUUAAUGUUAUAAUACUCCAUUUUCUUUUC
Molecule: messenger RNA, 1413 nt
Organism: Amaranthus tricolor (Joseph's coat)
Lineage: Eukaryota; Viridiplantae; Streptophyta; Magnoliopsida; Caryophyllales; Amaranthaceae
Product: caffeic acid 3-O-methyltransferase-like
Exons: 4
Coding region: 99-1193 (364 amino acids)
Biological process (GO): methylation
Molecular function (GO): S-adenosylmethionine-dependent methyltransferase activity; protein dimerization activity; O-methyltransferase activity
Source: RefSeq, a predicted model, not a curated record